Messenger RNA from Rotaria sp. Silwood2, 564 nucleotides. The record is from the annotation of a GenBank genome assembly. Lineage: Eukaryota; Metazoa; Rotifera; Eurotatoria; Philodinida; Philodinidae.
AUGACGAAGAAAGAAUUUUUUCUUAGUAAACAAACAGUAUCAACGAAUGAUUCAAAUUCAGUAUAUAAUCAAUAUGCAACACAAUUUAAUGGUCAAACACCACUUUCACAAAUAAUUGCAAGUGGUUCAUCACCAAUCGUCAAUUCAUCAUCAUCAUCAUCAUUUUUACUCGACACAAUUUGUACAAAACGACGAAAACAAUCAACAAAUACUUCAUCAUCAAAACGCAGUAUUCUACCAAAAAGUGCAACAUCAGUUAUGCGUAGUUGGCUAUUUCAACAUAUAGCUCAUCCGUAUCCAAGUGAAGAUGAAAAACGGGCUAUAUCAAAUAAAACAAAUUUAUCAUUAUUACAAGUUAAUAAUUGGUUUAUAAAUGCACGUCGUCGUAUAUUACAACCAAUGCUUGAAACAUCAAAUCCUAAUUUAAUAAUAAAUAAAAAGAAAAAACGAUAUGAUACAACAUUAGAUGAUAAUCCUCAUCAACAUAGGCAUAGUCGACAAAUGUCAUAUAUAAAUCGUUAUUGGCCAUCGAAUAUAAUUCAAUUUGAUAUGCAUAAAAAAUAA